GAAUGAAGGAAGACAAAGGAGCGUAGUAUGUGUAUUACAAUCUGGUGACUUCAUUUCACAAAUACAGGAAAGCAUUUGGUGACAACAUAGAAGUAUUAAUUGAUCUAAUUAUCAACUAGUUUGCUUAACUCAAAUAAAUAGACAAAUAGGUCAAUAAAAAUGAGAUCACUGUUGUUAUGAGAUUCUUGCCGGCAAAUUUUAAUAGUGAAAAGUUGGAAGCCCUACAAAACAUCAGAAGUGAGGAGCUGUUCACAUGUAUUGAUUAAUAUUUAUAUGUGUAGAUUAGGGAUUGAAGUAUGGAAUUUUCAAGACCUCUGAUUAUGAGAUUGCUGGAAACAUUAAGAAGAAAAUAAUAAGGUAUUAAUUAGGAUUUAUAUAAUAAUAAGUUAUUUCUAAAACAAAAAAUAUAAUGAUCUUCACAUAACAAUAAAGGCUAAAAAGAAAUCUACUAAGGAGAAGGUCAAGGUGUUUUUAGAAGAAGAAUAAUACAACCCAAGAUCCCAAUUAGAGUAAAAGAUCGGAAUGCCUUUAAGUCCACUCAAAGUUCCUCCUCUGGUAGUGAAAGAGAUUGAAUAACCAAAACCCAAACCUACUGUAGUGUAACCCACAAUUUGUGCUAUGUAUUACUAUUCUAGAUUUGUAGAUAAAUUACUGUCCCAUAGAUUCAAGCAAGUUAGAUAAAACCAGUUGAACUUAAACCUACCAUCAUAGAAUAAAGUGAUCAGAAAGUGAUAGUGAGGGCUGUUUAAUUAAAACCAGUCACAUUAACAGUUGACAGAGAGAGAAGCUCAAGGAAAAAAUGA
Paramecium octaurelia is the source of this 803-nucleotide messenger RNA. NCBI's taxonomy places the organism in Eukaryota, Ciliophora, Oligohymenophorea, Peniculida, Parameciidae. The record is from the annotation of a GenBank genome assembly.